UGACCAAGCGUCUCGAGACCAUCACCAUGUUUCUCUUUGUAGCAAUUAUCGCGAUCAUUUUGUUCAUUAUUUUUGUUUUAGAUUGUGAUUUUAUUCUUAAAUUCAAGGAGAAGUUCGGUGCAAAGCCGGAGGAAAAACUUCGCGGCAAAGUGGUUUGGAUAACUGGAGCUUCAAGUGGAAUUGGAGAACACUUAGCCUAUGAACUUGCAAAAUGUGGCUGUAAAUUAGUGCUGUCUGCAAGAAGAAAAGAAGAAUUAGAAAGAGUGAAAGGAGGAUGUGUUGGUGAGCUACUAACUCCUUCUUCCUUCUUUUUGAGGUUGAAUAUCAUAAAUCGCAAUACGCGCGCGGACCAGCUCGAUGUAACAGAAAAUCCUUCAAUAAGAACGACCGAGACCAAUUGCAAGUUUUAUGAGCCCGCGAGACUGAGACCCCCAACUCCACCCCCCCCCCCCCCCCCCCCCCCAACCCUUGUUUUCACUAAAACUGCUCGGCACCACAACCUGGUUGAGGUCGUUGUUGUCAAGGGUCUUGCAUUGUAACACGUAAUUGCAUGAGGUGUGGGAUAGGGGGCAUUGCCAUCAUUGCCAUCGAGUACCAGUUCAGUUUCCUCCCAUUUUAUUUUCGUGUUUGUGCUUUCCCAAUUCAGCUGACCCGAUUAUUUCGGAACCUAGAACAGGCUAUGUCACAUAAGGCCGUAGCUCCAAUUUUUAUGUUGGGCAUGAAAAAUUGGGUUUAAAUAGACGUGGAUUAACAUUACAUUGAAUUGAUUAUCAAUCUGAAAGCAUUAGACUCAUGCCUAUAGGUAUGAGAGUUUGCAGGUUUGAAUAGUAAAAUACAUAUCCAAUUCAAGACCCUCUUUCCAGAGAGCACAAAACCUUUUCCUAGUUCAGACCCAAGUGGCUAAAAUUUACACCCAGUUACAGACCAUAAGGCUCAAAAUCCAUAACCCUUAGCACUCCACUCACUUACAGUAUAUAGCUUAUAGAGAAGUACCCCCCAGUCUGAUGAGCUUGUCACUGCAAGAACUGUUAAUGAAAGGCCUGGACUUCACUAUAUGUAUGAUAAGAAUUUAAUUGAGUGGUGUUAGAAUCAGACAUACCUGGCCACUUAUCCUCAGUGCUUUUAUCUAAAUGUCUUGAAAAAGAGGAAUAUAUAAUGAAAACAAAAGGGGUCAGGGGUGGGAUUGCAAAAGAGAUUAAGUGUAAAGAUUUUGGGUUGGCUUCUUGGCUUCUUUGAUAACAUUGCUGUCAUUAUCUACUUGCAUCUCCUUUUUUUCAUUAGCCCUUGCCAGAGACCGAUCACUUGUUACGGAUGUGUUGGUUCUUCCCUUGGAUAUCACAGAGUAUAACAAACACAAGGAUCAUGCUCAGACUGUUAUGAAUCAUUUUAACAGGGUUGGUAUAUAAACAAUAUACAUGUACUUUGUAUGCAAGGAUGAAAUGUGUUGAAAGGGCUGGCAGAUUCAGGGAAAAGUCUGGGAAUAAACAUUUCAUUUUUCUAAAUAACUGAGCUAGCAGUUUAGUAAGGUCCCAUUCAUGUUAAUAGGAAGGAAUAAUUAGAAAAUGCUACAUAAUCACUCUCUAACAAAAAAAACCCACAUCACUCUGGACAAAUUCAGUAUGUAUCUUAUGUUUCUCAAGUUUUGCCAAAUUUAAAAAUUAGAUUAAAAAUGUUUUUGAACAGUUUAAAAAGGGUGGCUUAAAAUAACAGUGAUUUUGUCACAUUGAACUUUGAAUGGUGAAAAUUGUAACCUCACAGCUGUACUAACUUUAAUAUAUCAUUUUUGCUUAGCUUUUAAAAAUUUCUCUUGUUUAACUACCACUGUCUCUGAAGGUGCCCUGGGUGAGACAUUUCUUCAUUAUUCCAGCACUGUGAUAGCCUGCACCAAAGACAAAACUAAACUUUUGGUUAAGUCCCUGUUCUAGGCCUCCCCUGUGUACCAGUAUUUGAGUACGGGCCAUUGUUGAUUUGCCCAUCAGGUUAAAUGGACAUUUGAAACUCAUUUCUGGUAAUGAUCGCUGAAUCCAUUGGGGGCCCAGAACAUGGAUCUCGGUGCUGCUUUGCAGAUGUUAUUGACUGAGGUUAUUACAUCUAUAGUGCAGGCUAGUACAGCGAGCGCUAUAAUCAAACUCUGCAAUAAUUGAUUAAUUCAUUAACUUCACAAGUUUGUACUCAAUAAUACCACAUUUUUUUAUUCUGCCUUUUUGUUUAGGUUGAUAUUUUGGUAAAUAAUAGUGGUAGAUCACAGCGAGGCUUAGUUCUUGACACCCCAAGUGUUGAUGUUGACCAAGCCAUGUUGGAUAUUAACGUCAUUGGGCCAGUAUCUUUGACCAAGGCAGUUUUACCCCACAUGAUCAAACAGAAAUCAGGACAGAUUAUUGUUACAAGUAGUGUCGCUGGCAAAAUUGGUGAGUAGUAAUAAUAGUAAUAAUAAUGAUAAUAAUAAUAAUAGUAAUAAUAAUGAUAAUAAUAAUGGUAAUAAUAAUUUUUUCUCCCAGCUACAAAAACAAAAUUUUUUGUACGUAUUGAAGUACAAAUGAACUGAUGCAAUUCUCAGAGAGAUAUAGUUAGCUCUGGUUAGCUGUGAAGGUGAAAAAAUCAACAAUGUCAGGUGAGCGUGCAAAGAAAGUAGUAUCCGAUAGCCCGAGGCUGGUGGACUUUGCUAUUGGGCUGGUGAAUUCUGUUCUUAAACUUGCCCAAUGGGCAAAUGAAUUUUUUUGACGAAUUCAAAGUACAGAAGAUUUGUGAAAUCAAGUCUGCCCAUAAAAAAGUUACUGGGCUAGUUGAAAUAACUUUUGGGCUAGUAUAGGCUAGCUUCAGCUGGCCAGAAUGGCAAGCUGUAAAAAUGACUUUCUUUGCAUCCUGGAUGUGUUGAAUAAUGGCUUCAUUGUAUAUAUGUUAAGUAUGUGAAUUUCUUUAUUGUAGGAUCUCCUGGUCAAGCCACUUACAGUGCAACUAAAUUUGCAAUUCAGGUUUGUUGCCUCAAGACCUUCCCUCAUAAUUAUUUGGUCAUUUAGUUGUGCACAUUUAGGAGCAUGAAAGCAUUUUAUAUCACUAAGUUUGAUAGCUAUACUGAAUUAAUGCGUGAUAACAUUCUUUUACUCACAUCAACUACCAGUUGUUUGCAAAUGAUUAUACUACUUUCAAUACUGAGCCGCUUUGUAGGGUGGCGGAGUGAAGUUGAGUGCAUAACAUUAAUUUACACUGGUCCCUAAUGGGACACUGGUCCACUGAUCCCUUGGGAUGCAGAUAACUUAGGCCCAGUUCAACCAUUGAUCUUUUCAUGUACUGAGAUAGAUAGAUAAAUCGUUUAUUAAAAAAAGAAACACCUCGCAGUCCGAAGACUGAAUUACGUGUAUAAUAUACAAGUAUAGUUAAAAUGGAUUUAAAAAACCAUAAUAAUAAAAAUGUACAAAUCUAAUAAAAACAUUUCACUUAGGAUAACCUUGUGUUAGGAAAAUAUACAUACUUAAACAAAUUUAUUUACAUUCUUAGGCUAUGGCUAAAAAUAAAACAUUUUUUAAGACGAUCAGUCUUGCACCAUCAGUCUUGCACACUGGCACGUUAAACUUUUUAUUGGUGCACAGCUGCCUAUGGUGCUCAGCUUUAGGUGGGAGCAGACCUGCGAGCUUGUGAUUAAUGUCAAGAACAAUGUCGUUAAAAAGAUCAGACGACAGAGACGCUCGCCUGUCAUAAAGAGAGGGGAUGCCUGCCUCUUUGGGCGCGCUGAACUUAAUAUCUAUUUAGGUCCAACCAAAUGAUAUACACUGUAAGUUCGACGGUUGAUUCAGACGUCAAACUUAAUUAGUUGGACUCCAUUCAUUUUCAUGAUGUUUGAUGGUCUAAAAUGCUUACAAAUGAAAAUAUAUUUUAAUUUCGUAAUAAAUGAAAUUAUAUUUUAUGCAUUACAUGUAUGCUCGGCACAUGAGAAGUUUGACGUUUUAAGCGAAGUCGCCCCACAGUCAAAAUUCCCAUGUGGGCCACUCGAUCUUAAUUCAUGGGUCGACCCAAAUUAGAUAUUUUGAACUUAAUUGAUUCAAACGUCGAUCUUUUCAGACAUGUACUUAAUUGAAGAGAUUAGGUUUGGUUCAUGAGAAAGAUCAGCGUUUGAACAGGGCCUUAGUUAUUUCCCAGGUGGAGCCGAGAGAAAUAUUGAAAUUCAAGGGAAACAAUUUUAAAAUUAACUCCCAUGCGACCAGUCAUUAAAAUAAUAAUUUGUUAUUAGAGCCCUUGAAGGAGAACUUCUAUUUUGACGAAUAUGUAUCAAAUCACAGCAAAUGGUCUGACAACAUUCCCGGGUAACAGGACUCCCCUCCCUCUGGCGUCAUAGAUUUUUCCAUGUUGCCUGCUUAGGAACAUUUGGCAGGAAACUAAAUUACAAUUAUUUAUAGAGAUGGCAUAUAGCGUCAAAGUAGCCAGUGAGAAUGUAACAAUAGCAGCCUUCAUUUAAUUGGUUACCACAUUAUAAUAUUUUCUGUGAUCUAAGGCUGUGUAUUACUUGCCUGUAAACAAGGAAAGACAUCAGCCAUGGCUCUGUAAUCUGAUAAAUAUAUAAUAUAUUUUUUAUGUUAUCAGCAUUCAAAGAAAGUCAUUUCCGAUAGCCUCAGCUACAAAGGGCAAUCUGUAAAACUGACUUUCCUUGGGAUGUAGUAAGAUGCUGAAACUGCUGUUUUGAUUUUUAUUAUUUUAUUUCAUUAUCUUUGCAAUAACAAGAAAUAUUAUAAUAAUUAUGUGAGUCAUGGAGUGAGUCAGUGGUAAUUUCUGUAAGAAUAACAAGGCUGUUGCAAAAGCACUCUUCUUCUUCUCUGAUACUUAGCCUAGUUUAUAUUAUUUUAUUAUCAUCAUUGCAUUGAAUAGCUUUCUUGUUCUGACUUUCCAGGGUUAUUUUAACACACUGCGCAUGGAGGUUAAUGAGCACGAUAUUGGAGUGACUUUAGUCUGCCCAGGACCGGUACAAACAGAUGUCGUGGCAAAUGCUUUCACUGAAGAUGUAAACAAGGUACAUGACACAUGCUCAGUGCGUUCAACUCUUAAUAAACAUCUCUGGAAGACAAACUCCUUGGACAUAAGAGUUUGGGUGCAAAUGUACUCAUUGCAGUUUUUAACUGUAUGUUAAAGGGGCUAUGUCACAAGAAUAUUUCUGUUUUAAAUCAAUUCUGUGCUGAUUCCUGAAGUGCUGAAGGUUAUUAUUAUUAUUAAUGCUCCUGUAGAGUUAUGAAGAAGUUUAUCAAACAAAUUUCAUCAGUGAGCGCUAACCAUAAUACUUUUUUUGGUGAUUUUUUCAGGCAUAGCAUAACUAAAACUUGAAAAAGUUGGAAAUUAAGCUUCAGUCUAUGUCCAUCCUCGUCAACCCUUGAAACAGACGACAGGAAACAGUUUCAGUGCCUAAAUUAAUGUAGUCUUAAAUAACAAAACUGGAAAAUUAUUAAUUUUUUGGAUAUUCAGUUGACAUGGAGACAAGUUUUAGUUUUUUAAGAAGAUAGGAAAUGGCGUGACAUAACCUCUUUAAUGCUUUAUUCUAUUUAUUUAUUUUCUUUAUCAUUGCUUGGUGUUUUCUUUUUUUGUACAAUGCUGUGGGCUGUCCAAACUACCAGUAUAAUGAUUUAUAACGGUACAUUUUUAAGUUUUAUUUUUCCCUUUUGUUGUCUUUUUUGGCAGCAAUUCAAGGAGAAGGCUGUUGUUCAACACGACAGUAAGAGAAUGCCUCCAGAGAGGUGUACCCGUCUCAUGGCUGUAGCAAUGGCUAACAGGCUUGAUGAAGUGUGGAUUUCUCUCAACCCGAUCUUGCUGUUUGUUUACAUCAGCCAAUACUGUCCUGUUCUUUAUGACUGGUAGGUGAAAAAAAUUAAUGUGUGAAUUCACCCCCUUAACACUCACAUACACACCACCACCACCACCACCACCACAAUCAAGAAACUGGUUGAGCCUGAUCAAUGCAAAUGAAAUCUGUUUUUAUUAGGUUUGCCAAGCGUGUUGGUAUGAAGCAAGUCAGAAGAAUGAGAGAAGAAACAGAAUCAAGGUACUUAAAUACCAUAAACAUGACUCCUUUGGCCAAUUAAAAAAAUCAGAACUUUCAAAAGUUGCUCCCCCCGGCUCUAAUUUUUGUAACCUGAAAUGGAGAUACUCUGCAGAAAUUUAGCGUACAUAAAAUUGAAAACCUUGUCUGUCAUUUUUUUGUGAUGGAUGGCACUAGGACUGAUAAUGUGACAAAAUUGCUUUAUUGGUCAUGUGCAGUAUUAAUCUAAACCGCAAAGUAGGAUUUGAAAGAGUAAUGGUUUAAGAGAAAAACUAAACUGAAUGUUAAGUCUAUUGCCAGUUAAGUCAGAGAUAAUGGAAAAGUUUGGACAUUUUGGCCAAUUUUUAUCACUUUUUCCCGGCCUUAUUUUAUAGGGGAGAACCCCCCCCCCCCCCCCACACACACACACACACACACACAUCCACAGUAUCUUUAACACUAGGGCAAAAGCCUAACUAGGGAACAUUUGGUGGUGCAAUGGCAGACAUGGAUCCACACCAGUUUCCAUAAUAAAUAAUAAUAAAUAUAUUUUUGAUGGUAAAAAAACAUUCCCAUGUUGAAAUCUUAUUCUCUCUUGUUUGUAUCCACUACAAUAUGGAAAUCAGACCUUGAUAAAAUAAUCCGCCAAUUGACAAGGCUUCGUGAAUGAAUGAAUGAAACUGGCCAAUAUCCUGUCUGAAUGACUCAGAAACCCAGGAAAGGGGACUUUUGGGGGUUUAUCUUUGUUUUUCUCCUGUCUCCUUAAAAAACAACAUUUCCAAAUUCUAAUUUGAUCAGGAAUAUGAGAGACAUAGAACCAGUACUUCAUGUACCACUGAAUCAUUAUUUUAUUCAUUUAUUUUAAAACUUGUUCUGUGGUCUAUAUUUUUCAGGAAAAAAGAAUGACGAAGAACCGGUGGAUUUUUCUCCACGAGCGAGUGCAUCUUAAUGUUGUAAUUUUUAUUAAUAUGACAAAGACCAUAAAUAUUAAUAAUAAUAAAUUGCUAACAGGCACAGAAUCAUUCAUGAGACAUUUUAUUUUGGGUAAUUAAAAAUUGUUUCUGUGAGAGGCCAGGCAUUCUUUUGGACCAGAGAGAACCUGACGGUAUUUUUCUUAAAUUAAUAAUUUAUUAAUCUGAUUGGUAUGUAAAAAGAACUGCUAAUAAAUUGUAAAAUGUAAACCAUUAGUGCGUUGUGUUUGCAUUGUUUAAAAAUAUUAAGGGAAAUGGUAAUAAAUUUGUCAGCGUGCGAUACCGUUUUGGUAGAAUUAGUGAACUUACGCAACAGGACGGGAGGGGAAAGAAGACGGAAGACCUUGCGUGACAAACGUGACGUAAUUUUGUUAGAACAAACUUUCCACCAAACUUCACCUUUCUUUUUAAAAACAGGUAUGUUUGUAAUAAGACCAGAAAACUUAAUGUUGAGUGAUGAUCACGGCAAAACACGCAAGUAAUAGCCCUGUCAUGUUUGUCACACACGAGAGUUUUGCCGUCCUCUUCUCUCUCCCGUCCCGUUGUGUAAACUCACUAUUAUUGGCGCUCUGUUCUGAACAACUUUAUUACGCAAUUCAAGAUCUCUUCCCUGGACUAUCCUCUGCAUCCCCCAUCCUUUCACAUGGCCAUAUCUCCGAGGAGCUUUAGUGCUUGCGUCAGGGGUUUUCAUGAACUUAUAAAAGGGAUUCCAAAAGCUGAGCGCUGGAAUCUGCUGUAUGUGUGUGACGCGUGUCUGUUGUGUUCGCCACAUGUGGAGGACACGCGCACGUUCUUGUUCGUUCCCAGUCUCCUUCUGAAUUAUCCCCCACUGUUUUUCAAUUGGAGAUAAACCUCGUGACAGGCAGAUCUUCUGGUGAGGAAAACUCUUAUUUUUAUUUAUAUAUUAAUUUAUUUUCUUGUCUUUGUGUCGUGUUAUCCAGAUUUAGAAGAUUUACGGCUCUCCAUCCAAAUUAAUUGCAGAAUUUUGGGAAAAAAAUAGAGUGUAUAGUUCCCAGGCAGAGAACAUGGCCGCCGCGCGUGAUCGGUGAUGUGUACUGUUAAUAAGUAAGCUAAAAUGCCUUGGUAAAUGACCCCAUUUAACUUUUUACUCGAGUUGGAGUUUUUAAAACAUCAACAGAUACUUCAAAUACUAGGGCAUUGCCUUGCCUUAUUUUUGUUCAAUGUUAAUAUGCCUAGUUGUCCCUCACCUUGGAGGAGGGUGUGUGCGUGGGGUGAGGGUACUCGACCAAUAUUUGGGUAUGGCAAUGUCCUCAAUUUUAUUGCCAUGUUUGGGACAAACAACAAAAUCCACACUGUCUUGUUUUAAAGCCAUUUAUUGUAUGACAAAAUUAUUGCAGGAGAUCAAAUUUAUGUUACAGUCAUUGAUUUACUUUUGAAAACUUGGAGCAAAUUUCAUCAAGCAAAUCAAAUCAAUCAUGUACUGUAUGCAAUACCCUGUUUAUAACUGAGGACAGACCUGCACAAAAUUAUAUACCCUGUUUAGGACAAAUUUUUGCGAAAUAGUAUACCCUGUUUGAGACAGAGGACAAAAACCAUUGCUGCAUAUACCAUAUAAAGGAUUACACCCCCAGGUCCCCAAACAACAUCUGCAGAAAUUCUGAAAGUUUAUCCCUUGAGGGGUGUAAAAUGGUUCCUCAAGAAAGCUGUGUCUUGAAAAAUUUUGGUCCAUUCUCUAAUCUUGGACGCUCUUUUUAUGGGUCUCUAAGUCUCAUUUUUGGGUGAUUUUACAUGUUGAAGCCUGAUCAAAUGUUAAUUUGUAAGUCUCAGUCUAUUUGGAAACCAGGGUCUCGCAUUCUCGCAAAGUCUCGAAUAUACUAUUCUAUACCCCUUCCUAAUGUAAAUCUAGGCUGCAGAAGGCCUCGUUAAGCAGAGGUUUACAACUUUGUCACACACACAGCGUACAGAUCAUGGCACCAGGAAAAUCAGGUGGCUAAUGUUCCUAUCAAGAAAUAUCAACUCAACCAUUGUUUUGACUGUUUUGCAGCCAUUUUGGCAAAUAUCAAGAAAUGCUUUCACAGGGUCCAGAGGAGUUUCAUGUGAAUAAAUGAAUUACUUAUUUAAAGUCUCACCUUGAAAUAUGUCUAUACCUGUCGCUUAGCACGAUUAAUUAGCCCAAUGGGAUCUUUAUAAAUCUAUACUGUAAACGAUUUCUUUGCUUCUUUAUCUGACCCAGAUCGACUUUUGAAAAUCAAUAACUGCAAGCAACCCAUUUUUUCAGAGGUUAUCGACGGGUUUUGAUGUUGUAACGACAAACACAUCUCCUCAGCUGGACCCUGUGAUGCUUUUGGCAAAUUUAGACAUUUCAGGAGCAAAAGUGUUUUAUGGAGAACACUGAAGCAAUUUGGACCACCCGCAUCUUCAAAAUAAGAUCUAGAGUGAAAAUGGAGAUUUGCCUCUGCGAUGAUUGUCUUUGCAUUAUAUCUUCAAUCUGCGCUUCAAAUAUUUGAAGUUCUUCAUCACUUCAUCUUCAUUUUUCUUCCUGGGUAUACUCAAUUCAUGGUUAAGGCUGCAUGGGUCCAAAGUGACAGGGAUGAUCCGAUGAUAUUUUCUGGGUUUGAAAUUUUCGAUUCUGGGAUAAUUUCUUUUUGGUAGGAAAAUUUGGGCAAGUUUUGUUUGGGCUAGUUUUAUUUAUUAAAUUAGGGAUUUUUGUGGGUAUUCAAAACAAUCUGAGGAUUUGUGAUAGUUCCCUUGUAUCCCGGCCUCGUAGUUGUACAAAUAAAGUACAACCAAACUUGUUUUGCGAUUGUUUAAAUUUUCAGCGCAUUGCAAAACAAACACAAACAUUCCAUUGCUAAUGUUCCUAUUUUUCAUGUUAUGUCAUUUAAUGCUUUCUGGAAAUUUUUAUGGCCCAGAAAUUUGGCAUGGGAUUUUUUGGCAGUUAAAUUUAGGGCCAGGGAUUUUUUGGGGUUUUGACUUUUGCCCCCAUUUGAUCAUACCUGUCACGUAAAAUCUGGAUUAUCCCCCCUGGGGCAUGGGUAUCACACAUGUCAGGGUUUGAAUCUUGGCAAGCCUGUAAAUUGUUUUAUUCUAGUUUCUUUUUCCAACUGCAUAUACAAUGUAGUUGCAUCAGUUUUUUUAACUUCAUAAUGAUCUUCUUUGCAUUUAUAAGAGUAUACUGUUGUUCGUGUUUUGUGGUGUUCAUUUGUAUCAUAGACUAUGUUGUACACUGUUAACCGUACACCUUUGGUGUGGAUACCAGUACGUGAUGGGACCAAACUAGCUGCUAAGCUUUGGAUUCCUGGAGAUCUGGUUGAUAAAAGUACAGUAGCAGCUAAUGAAGUUACAAAAUACCCAGCUAUUUUAGGUAAGAAUCAGAAUUCUUUAUCUUUCCGAUAACUGAUGCCUAGUAGGUGGCUUUGUGAGAAAUGAAUUCAUAACCUUUUCUUGCUGAGCUGCCUCUAGCCUCCCAGUCACAGUCGUUCAGUUUUAAGGGCUUUUAACACCUUAUUAGUAGCAUUGUGGGAAGGAAGGUAAUAUGACUCCCCUAAAAUUGACUGCCUCUUCAGUCUGAGGACUCAGAGCUUGUCACCUUGUUGUGGUGGUCAAGCUUGCAUGAUCCUAAGACCUGUAUGGGAGCUCUGGGACCAUAACAGAGCCAUGGCUUUUCCUCCUGAUUGGUCCAAUCAAAGGCAGGAGGCUAGAAUAUGGACAGUCCCCUGGUCUUCCAAGUUGAGGGUUCAUCAUUGGACCAAUCACCCCUUGCACAUUGCAAAAACCCACUGGAUCAUGGCUUUCCUGGGGAAAAAUGAUGUGAUAACAGUGAUGGUAAUUAUGAAAAUUGACUGCAUGUUAGGCUAAGCUGUCACUGGCUAUGCUAGCCUCCCCUACUAUUGUUCUCCCAGACAUAUGGGAUUUGUUCACAUUUAUACACAAUUUAUGCAUUAUUUGCAGAAUACCUUCCAUAUCGUCGCACUGACUGGACGGCUCAGAGAGAUGAAAAAAUCCAUUCAUAUUUCUGUGCCCAUGGUUAUGUGUGUGUGCGUGUGGACAUGCGUGGAACUGGUGAUUCUGAGGGGUAUUAUUAUGAUGAAUAUGAAAAACAAGAACAGGAGGACUGUUGUGAUGUCAUAAGCUGGAUUUCUCGUCAAGACUGGUGUACAGGAAAUGUUGGUAAUUAAUUUAAAAUUGUCACCUUCUUGUUUUCAGGGUGACUCCCCUUUAUAUUGAUUUGUAAAUUCUUAGUGUUUUAGACCCCAUUUACACUGGUCAGUACAAAUUUUUUUAAGGGACAAAAAUUUGCAAGGAUCUGCCUUUCGUUUACAUGGGACCUGCGGAACUGUGUAAGUUUUUUAACAGCUUCGUGUAAACGGUUUGUCUGCAGUUAUUGUUUGGGCCAAAAUUUGGUUUAUAUAGACUGCAUACCCGGUCUUCUCAAUGCACGAAUGCAUGACUCAUCUAUGCAGCUGUUUUGCAGGGCAGGACUACAUUAUUUGAAAUGAUUUUUGUUUUUUUCCAGGUAUGUACGGUAAAAGCUGGGGAGGAUUCAAUGGCCUUCAGGUGGCUGCAACUCGACCCCCUGCCUUAAAAACAAUCAUUUCCACUUACUCCAGCGAUGAUCGUUAUGCUGAUGACGUACACUGUCGAAGUGGGUGUGUUCUAGGGAGAGAGAUGCCAUCAUGGGCGCACAUAAUGUUCCUCUGGAAUGCGCGCCCUCCCCACCCAGAGAGCCUGGGUUCGAAGUACGGGUGUUUUCUUUUUUCCUAGCUUUUGUCUAGCCUGUUCCGAGCUCACAAGUUCUGGACGCAUAUGGAACAGGUCUGGCAUUGUCUAGCAAUUAAAUUACAACGGGAGUUAUUUAAGUCAAGCUGCUUCAAUCUUACAGCUCCGAAAAAUGUAAACGAUUAUUGUGAAAAAGCUAGGGCAAAACUCGUGAAAACUGGAGAAGGGCCUAUGCAAGCUCUGGAACUACUUUUCCCUAAAAAUUACUAUUUUUUCUGCAAAGGAAUGUUAAGAGUGUAAAUCAAAUUGCUUUCUCUGCGAUGCAGAACAGAAACUGAACAAUUUGUAUGAGAGAUGGGAAGUGAAGAUUUCCUUUGUAUACGGGAUUGGCUAAAGUAGAAAAGUAGAAAAAUUCUUCUUAAUUCUAAUAAGCAGCGAUAAUCAAAAUCUAAGUAGACGUAGCAGCAUACGUUUGUGUGUCAAAGCACGUCUAUUUCUUUAGCAUGAAACUUCUUGCGCGAGAAGUACAACAAGGGCACGCAACGAGAAUAUAGUUCAAAACCACUUAGACAUAGCAUUGUUAGACGUAUUUUAGUAUUUAAACGGUAGAUAUAGGCAUAUUUUUAUCCCCUAAAAGUUUUUCAUCUGUUCGGAUUUCCUAGCUGAAAGCCUAGUGAUCCGAAAAUUAUAGGGAUCAAAACUUACCUUUUCGAAAAUUUCAGCCGGGAAAAAGGCUUCCGAAAAUUCUAGGUGACCUUUUUAAGGUAAAAAUCCGUUGAAAAUGGGCAAUUAUACCAUUUUUUGGAAGUUCGAAAAUCCUAGGAGAGGCAGGCAAGCAAGAAAUUUUACAACAAAUAUUCCGAAAAUUCUAGAUCUCAAAUCGUCUUCCGAACAGUUAUUUUCCGAAAAUUGACGUUGGGUGCCCUUGAGUGCAAGUGGCCUCCAAGUAGCAACAGGCGCUACGAAACGUCUUUCCAUGAAAAAUUUCAUUUUAUUUCUCCAUCGGUGUAACUCUUUGUUUUCUUUAAUUUGAUUAGGUGGAAAGAAGUAUGGCUAGAUCGCCUGAGCAAAUCCAGUGAACCUUGGAUUCACAAGUGGAUGUCAUACCAGGUCAGCGUGCGCCAAAACCUGUGUCCGAUUUUCCGGGACAGGUAGAAAUUUAGUUCGGACAUGUAAACCUUUGACGAGACUUGUACAUGGGACAAGCUCAUUUCUAAUAAGAAAAAAUACAGCAACAGUUGAAAAUUGACUUCAAAUUACAGUAGAAUUAAAAAUUAUGUUAUUAGUCAUAAAAGUAAACCUCAUGCUGGACGAAAUAAGGUUCAAUAUUCCUUUUAAGUUCACCAUUCUGCGGCCAUUUUAUUUGUUUUUACGACCUCCGAUUGGCUCAGGAAUCUGGCAUACAGUCCUGUUAACGACGUUAGUCGGGUCAUUCCUGGCGUAAGAUUGUGCAUGAUAUCAUGAUAUUAUAUUUAGGUUUAAGUCAAGAACAAUUUAAAGGACUAAUAAUGUGAUUAAACGCAUUAAAUGCCCGAUUGUUUUUGAGUUUCGAGUUUUGAGCAAAACGUUUUGGACAAGAACUCUUUGGUUUCGGACAACAAAAUUUAAUAUAGUGCUUGUCCGAAGGACAAGUGGAUAAGAAAAUUUUUCUCGUACUCUGCAGGUGCGUGACUCCUACUGGCAGCACGGCUCCAUCUGUGAAGAUUAUUCCUCCAUCGCUUGCCCGGUAUUUCUGAUUGGCGGUUUUACGGAUCUUUACACAGAUAGUGUUUUUCGUAUGCUGGAACAUCUAAAGUGUCCAAUACGUGCGCUAAUUGGCCCAUGGUCCCAUGAAUGGCCCAUGGACUCCUCGCCAGGGCCUAGGAUAAACCACUUAAAAGAGUGCCUCAGAUGGUGGGACUGCCAUUUAAAGGGCUUGUCCACUGGUAUCAUGGAUGAGCCUGCUUUGCGGCUGUUUUUGAGGGAUGGUAUGUGUUGCAAGAGGGUCAAGCUAACUGUAGUUAGGUUAAAUUCUAAUUGCCAUUUAGUGAUAACAUUUCAUAAUAGACUUACUUCCACGUUUUUUUUAACUUUUGACCCAGACCGGUUAGCGAAAAUCCAUAAACGCAGCUGGAAGAAAGCGCUUUAAUUUCAGUGGAGUUGCCAAGUUUUUAAAGUGAUUUGUUGAAAAAAUAACCAAGAUAUUAAUAGCUCCGCGAAGUUGCAGAAUUUUACAUGCGUUUGUAUGGUUGGGGGGCAAUUUCGUGCCCACCACCAUACAAAUGUAACUAGAGACCCUUUAAUUCUAAGGCGAGUACGACUACGAGUACAAGAUUUAUGUAGUGCGCAUGCACGAGCGUGAGCCAGUGUCAUUUUGGAGGGAAAACGUGGUAGCCGUCGUCAUUCUACUACGAGUUUUCGCGCGAAUGUCGUGGUGGCGAAAACAAGAUAUCAAAUGUUAGAAGUUUUGUCAUUUUGCGAUCGGGAGAGGAAGUAACCUCCUUCACUCAAGAUAACAAUGCUAACUUUUCUAGCGUACAAUAGUAAAAUGAAGCUUACUGGGAAGUCUAUAUUUUGAGAACGCGCGAAAAAACUUCAAGUCAAAUCUUGUACUCGUGGUCGUCCUCGUCCUCGAAUCUAAAGGUCUCUACUAUGUAAAAUAUGGUGACUUUAGGAGCAAUAUCUUUAAAUUAAUUUAAAUUUUGGUUGUUUGUCUUAAUGGGUCUUAAUAUGAUCUUCGUAGUCCUUAACGGGUCAGGGAAAUUUUGAGAAAUACCUUGAAUGCAGGCUGGUUCCCUUUAAUUUUCCGACGAAAUGCUUUUCCCGUUUCAUAUGGGAGUACACACCCCGUUUCGGGAUAAUCACUAUCAGUGAAUAAUUUCAAUUGUCAAAUAUUGUACUUUUGUACUGCAUGUUCUGUUAACAGGCAUUUCAAAUGCACACAAGGAAGACGUUUGGCCGGGCCAGUGGAUAGCAGAAGAUAACUGGCCCUCAUCAAAUGUACUACUACAAGAACUUACUCUUCACGAAGACAGACGUUUGGCACCCGAAUCGGAGGGCAGAGAAAAAAAUGUACUCAACGAAUCUGAAACUAAGGUGAUUAUUAAGACCUCCUUUCUAAGUGGGUCGUGGUGUGGUCUCCCCUUAGCGUUCAGCCUUGAAGAGCUUCCAGUGGAUCAACGCCUCGAGGACGCUUUGUCUGAGUGCUGGGAGACAGCAACGCUUAAAGAGCCUGUCUCAGUGGUGGGAUUUCCCGAGGUUCAUUUACAAUUGAGUUGUGAUAGACCCUGUGCAUUGGUGGCUGCGAGAUUGUGCGAUGUGUUCCCGAAUGGCGAGUCCUCCCUCAUCUCAAGAGGUACAAUCUGCAUCAUGUCCACUUGAAUUAAACACUCAACUUAUCCUUAGCAAUUUUUUACCAUACCAAGCAAUUCACAUCUGAAUGGUUGCUCUAGUUCCUUCCUCGAGUAUCGGUUGCUAGGCAACUCACUCUACCUUGGUAAUGUGACUAGAUAGAGGUGUGGCUAAUAACCAGCUGCGAGCAGAGUGGCGCUUCGGUGUCGUCUAGAUAAGUCGACUUACCUGGGAAAGUUCGAAGCGCUGUUCUGUUCGUAAGGUAGUUUUGAAGAUACCAAAAAGAUACCAACAAAAAACGGUAUUCUCUUGAAUAUUAGGGACCUUUAGAUUCUACGACGAGAACGAAAACGAGUACGAGAUCUGACUUAUUGUUUAUUUGUUUGUUUUUUUUUCGCGUAUUCUCAAAAAAAAAAGAGACACCCUAAAAAGUUACAUUGUACCUUUUUUUUUCCACCAAAAAGUUAGCACUGUUAUCGUUAUUGGUGAAAGAGGUUAAGCCCCCCCGAUCUAACAUUUGAUAACCUGUUUCCGUCAAUACGACAUUAGUGAGCUUACGCAACAGGACGGGAGAGGAAAGAAGACGGCAAACCUUGUGUGACAAGCGUGACAAUAAUUUUUCUGGAAAAACAUUUCCGCCGAACUGCACCCUCCUUUAAACAGCUCUUUUUGUAAAAGACCAGAAAACAUUAACUUAAGUGAAGAUCACAACAAAACACGCAAGGAAUAGCACUGUCACACACAAGCGUUUUGCAGUCGUCUUCUUUCUGCCGUCCUGUUGCGUAAACUCACUAAUAUCGGUUAAAGUCGUAGUAGAAUGACGACGGCUACCACGUUUUCCCGCCAAAAUGACGCUGGUUCACGCGCGUGCACUACUUAGGACUGAGAAAAUCUCGUACUCAUAGUCGUCCUCGCCUUAGAAUCUAAAGUUCUCUAUCGAAUGCACAACAAACAAAUUUGCGCGGAAAAUCUUUUUCUUAUGGGGACAAGCGACGCGAGGUGUGCGUGUGUGGGAGCGGGUGGGGUGGAAGGGUCUGAAGAAGAAAUCAUCUUGUGAGAGGUGCUCUUUCGUUCAUCCUCGAGUUUUUUCCACGUGACGAAACCAAAGGAAAGAUUACGUCAUGACCAAAGAGAUUCUUGCUUUGAGGAAUUUGUAGUUUUUCGUUUCCCCAGUAUGCGGCAGCAGAGCUUCUUCAAAGACUGACCGGUGAAUUUAAAUAUAUUCCCAUCUUUUCUUUUUUCCCUAGGGGUGUUAAACUUGACGCAUCUACGAGGACAUUCACCUGAAGAAGUUAAACCCGUACCAACUCAUGAAAUCUUCACAGCACGAUUGAAACUGGAUUCCACCGCCUAUAGAGUCGCCGCUGGACAUAAAAUACGGCUAGCACUCUCAUCGGUCUAUUGGCCGUUUGUCUGGCCUUCGCCUCAUGUGACCUGUCUCUCUGUACAUACAGGAAGUAAAAGUAAGCUGCUGCUUCCGGUUCGAGUAUCAAAUGAAGAAGUCAACGAGAGGGACUCUCAGUUAGGGGAGUUUGAAUCUUCUGAUGCAUGUAAGCGUUUCACCUUGCCUGUUGAAUGGAGGAGAAAACCUCGAAAAGCAAGGUAUGUCAAUUACGGUGCCCUUAAAGGGACAACUUCACGGUUUAACACAUGUUCGUUGAUCAAAAUGCUGUUUUUUCUGCCAGGACAUGCUGUAUCGUCUAUGAAAACAAAAUGAUCAUGUCGUAAUGUUGUCAAAGAACCAAUCUGCACACUCCCCUGGCAGUUACUUGAUUAACGUAGGUGCAAAUGGCUGUAAAUUAAUCAACCAUGGAUUAAAACCUUCAGGUCAACAAUGAAUUCAACGUUGGUAGUGUUGGCAUAAUGCACUAAUUUUUCUGCGAUUUUAGUACUCCUCCAUCCCACUUCAGGUUACUCUGAAGUAUACUUCUACUUUGAAAUACACUCUGAGAUCGCUGAGAUACAUGUCGAAAAAAUUAAUUUAAUAAAAAGUAAUUUAACCUGUCCCUGUAAUGUUGCCAAUGUUAGAUCAAAGUACAGUAGUUAGGUAGUAGUUGUUUUUACUUUCUCAAACAUUUGCUCGCAAAUAGGCAGGGUAUUUUUUACCUCCUAACGAGGGAGUUUCGGCCUGAUUAAUGGAUUUGACCCCUGGCCACGUUAGCGAAUAAACACAAGUUCAAUCCGUUACUACUGAAGAGUGCACUGUAUCGAAUUGGAACGGCUCUUUGAUUGGUUUCGAGGGCGUUUGACCUUCGAUUAAGUGUCAAUUUAGUCAGUGUAACGGUUACACCCAUCUGCCUCCUUAUUUGAUGAUAGUUUAUGUCCCCAACAAUUUCACCUGAACAUAAAAAGUUAAAAAAGGGAGGUAUCUUGAGAGGUUUUUUUCAAUCUCCAAAAUCGCUUUCCUUCUAUUGUCCUCGUAGGAACCUGGAUAUUGGCUUUCUGUCUGACGAAUAUAAACUCACGGUAACCUUGGAUGCUGGGUGCGUUGUGCUAAAAGACACCAACACGGUAUAUGAUGAGACACGCACUGAAAUACACACAGUCAAAGAAGGCCAACCAAUCACGGCUAAGGUCGCCAUUCAUAGCCAGGUUACUAUGAAAAGAGAGGAUGAGACUGCUGAUCAAAGUAACAGUGGGCGUAACCCAUGGAACACAAGACUCGACGCUUCCAGUGAGAUGUGGGCGGAUGAGCAGUUUUUUUAUUUUGAAAAUCGUUUAACAGCUUGGCAUUGUAGUGAAGAGUGUUUUGAUAGAAAAUGGACGAAGAAAAUAGAGCGAUUCCAUGUUUAAUACAUAUUUUUUUUAGAAUCCUGAUACUUACAUUAAUUUUUGGAAGGAUUUUAAUAAAUAAUGGUUUGAAUUUUUGCCGGGAAAAUAUAGUCUUUGAAAUUAACAUCUCAGAGCCAUUUUCAAGUUCGAACAAAGUUAACCGAAGAUCGUCAUCAUUUAAAUUAUUUCCAUCCGUUGAGUUCUUUCCAUGUCAACUUCUGCGUCCAACUUCGCCCGUUGAUCGCUUGUUCAACCUGUACCUCUACAUCUUCCCAAGUUUUACUGUUGUAUUCCGGGAUUCCAUUUAUACGAAAAUUAUUUCUCCGCCUUUGUACUCUAUCUUCUAAGAAUGUGAUGCGAAAUCUUUGCUAGUUUC
Molecule: messenger RNA, 18124 nt
Organism: Porites lobata
Lineage: Eukaryota; Metazoa; Cnidaria; Anthozoa; Scleractinia; Poritidae
Source: the annotation of a GenBank genome assembly